Molecule: messenger RNA, 1643 nt
Organism: Mytilus trossulus (common blue mussel)
Lineage: Eukaryota; Metazoa; Mollusca; Bivalvia; Mytilida; Mytilidae
Exons: 2
Coding region: 31-1614 (527 amino acids)
Cellular component (GO): nucleus
Source: RefSeq, a predicted model, not a curated record
ACAUAAACAUUGACAUGCUGUCAUUUCAGAAUGGCUUUACAAACACUCUGCAAAGCAACAAAGUUUGUAGUGACAGUUAUUUAUAGACCAUCCUUUUUGUCAUUUAGUGUGAGACAUCUUAGAAACAGAGGACACCCAAAAAGACCAAGUCUUUCAGCCACAGAGUUCAAAGAAUUUUUGGAUGUUGAUGAUGAAGACCCUUCAGAUGAUGUCUCACUUGAUGAUCUUGUUGGAGGAUCAGACAGAAGACAUUUUGAAGAAUUUAUCACCAAUGUAGAUUUUAGGGAUCCAGAUAUAAGGAGAGAUUUGGAAAGAUUAGAAAAAUUGGAGAGGAAUAAACUGAAGAAAAAAAUAAUAGAAAGGAAAUAUUUUAAAAAGACUCCAGAGAAAAAUGUAUUAACAUGGCAAGCUAAAGAACAAAUGAGAUACCUAAACCAGGAGUACCCAGAGGAGUGGACAGUUGAAAAACUCAUUGAGAGUUUCCCUGUGAGUAGAGAAGGAGUCAUUGGCAUCUUAAAAUCAACAUAUCUUCCUUCAGAUGAAAAGGAGAUAAGGAAGCAUGAUGAUAAAGCAAUUUUGAAUAUUAAUAAUAUAAAGAAAAUGUUAGCAGACAACACUGAAACAAUAGAUAGUGAAGAAAGGGAGGAAUUGGAAGACAAAAUCUUAAAAAUUGGAAGUGCUGCUGGGAUUAAAGAUCUGCCACUGACAAAAGUAGUGACCAGAAGAACAAUAGCUGCACAAAGUAAUUUAUUGAAACCGCCUAAAAAAAUAGGACCAUUCACAUCCAUGUUAAUGUAUUAUGAUAGAGUGGUGGAGGGUGAUACCAAAAUUCAAGAUCACAAAUAUGUGUUAUUGCCUGAACCAGUCAAUGCUGAAAACAGACAAAGUAUGGAAGUAAAGGGUCAAGAAAAUGAACCAGUUGAGAAAGUUGUCAAUCAAAGUGGCAAUACUGAAUCAAAUUUGUCAGAUCAAAAAAAGUCCUAUAAGAAAGAACAGAAGCCUAGGUUGAUAUCCAAUUCUAAAGAUAAUUCAUUUGUCAAUAAAAAUAAUAAAAUAAGUCAAGCAAGACAGAAUAGGGCUGCAGAUAUGUUUGAGGAAUUUCAAGAAAAAAAUAACGUAAAAACUAACACAAUGAACAAGUAUAGAAAACAAAAAACUGAUGAUAGUUUUUCAAAUUUUAAUUUUGAUACACAACCAGAAUACAAAGAGAGUCAGUACAAAUUUAAUAAACAAUCAAAGGAUGACUCUUCGUUCAAUUUAAACUUUGAUAUAAAGCCAAAAAAUAAAUUUGCAGGUGAAGGUUUACAACAGAGCAAUAAAUCUGACCCUGUUAAUUCAGAGUUAAAAAAUUUGCAAAAAGAAAAUAUUAAAUUUGCUGACAAUUACCAUGCUAAAAAAAGUUUUCAAAAAUGGAAUCCAAAGUCAGAACAAUACAGUCAAGAUUCGUUUGGGAAAGUUGUGACUGAAAAAGUUCCUUAUACUAACAGAACUUAUAACAAGUCAAAUGAGGAAAUGUUGCCAGGCAGAAUAUCAAGGAGACGUCAAACAUCGUUUUAUCAGAAAGGAAAAACUAUUUAUGAUGAACAAGGAGACUUUUUGUACAAAAUCCCAUAAAAUACAAUCUGGAUGAAUACUUUAAAGAA